Sphaeramia orbicularis (orbiculate cardinalfish) is the source of this 5138-nucleotide messenger RNA. RefSeq names its product NEDD4 E3 ubiquitin protein ligase a (gene nedd4a). Gene Ontology annotation, cellular component: cytoplasm. The coding region runs from base 168 to 2888 and encodes 906 amino acids. The record is from RefSeq and is a predicted model, not a curated record. Gene Ontology annotation, molecular function: sodium channel inhibitor activity; ubiquitin protein ligase activity; protein binding. Gene Ontology annotation, biological process: ubiquitin-dependent protein catabolic process; regulation of dendrite morphogenesis; receptor catabolic process. NCBI's taxonomy places the organism in Eukaryota, Metazoa, Chordata, Actinopteri, Kurtiformes, Apogonidae. The transcript is spliced from 29 exons.
UAGUGUCACAGCCCGCCUGUAGCUCUGCCGUGCAGUUUGGACCACCGUAAACACACACGGAAUAAUACACACACAGAGGAAACCAAACCCCUCGGAGUGUCCUGUCCGAGCGGACCGCUGUCUCCUGGUUGUUGUCUCUAUCUGGGAGGAGGAAAGGUGACGGGAUUAUGGCUGCACUUUCUCCACAGAUCCGAGGACUUCAGACAGAUGAGGAUGAAUCCAGAAUCCUUAAAGUGAAAGUCAUCGCUGGAAUUGGACUGGCUAAAAAAGAUAUACUUGGAGCCAGUGAUCCAUAUACAAGACUGUCCCUCUAUGACCCUGUCAAUGGAGAAAUCACAAGUCUUCAGACCAAAACCAUUAAAAAGUCAUUGGAUCCAAAAUGGAACGAAGAAUUCUUCUUUAGGGUUGAUCCCAGGAAGCAUCGUCUGCUGUUGGAAGUGUUUGAUGAGAAUCGUCUGACACGUGAUGACUUUCUGGGACAGGUGGACGUCCCUUUAAAUCAGAUACCGACAGAAAAUCCUAAUACAGAAAGGCCAUAUACAUUCAAGGAUUUUCUGCUUCAUCCACGAAGCCAUAAGUCUAGAGUCAAGGGUCAUCUGCGUCUCAAAAUGACAUACCUGCCAAAAGACUCAGGUUCAGACCAGGAACCUGCAGAUCAGACUGAGGACACAGAUCCUGGUUGGGAGUUUCUGGAGGGUCAGGACAUGUCAGGUCCCAGACAAAGCCAGCUGCUUCCUGCUCUGCCCCCUGGCUGGGAGGAGCGGCAGGACAACCUGGGAAGAACCUACUAUGUCAACCAUGAAAGCAGAACCACACAGUGGCAGCGACCCACCAUGCAAGACAGUGAUUUAGAAACGCAAAGACUGAUCAAUAAUGUGGAUGCCGAGCAUUCUUUUAUCACACGCAGACAGAUCUCAGACCACGAUGAGAACACCACACGGGAGUCUCCUGAGAGCUGGGAAAUCAUCACUGAAGAUGAGUCCACCUUGUACCACAGCAGUAACCAGAUCUCAUCACCUCCACCACACCCGCCCAUGGAGUUCCUCUCAUUCUGUGAUGAUAUGAGCAACAUGCACAUUUCAGGGGCCACAGCUGGAGAGCAGCGCACCUCCCAGACGGAUCACGCUAGUAACUCAAGCCAUUCCAGUCGUAGAGGAAGCGCCCAGACUUCAACAGGAGAAGAAUAUCCUGCUAAUCCUGUGCUGCUUCCAACCUCAGCUGGGCUGCCAGCAGGCUGGGAGGAGAAACGAGACAGUAAAGGAAGACGCUACUAUAUCAACCAUAACACUCGAACAACAACAUGGAUUCGUCCCCUUGUGCAGAAAACCACUGACGCAGCAGUUCCAAGUAGUCCUGGUUUAUCUCAGAGCCCAGUACCAUCCCACAUGCCUGUGUCGCCUCCAGAGUCUCCUCAGCAGACCCCGAGUCCAGAGUCUACCCAGGAGUCAGGCUUCUUACCAGCUGGUUGGGAGGUUCGCAGUGCUCCCAAUGGAAGACCCUUUUUCAUUGACCACAACACAAAGACAACUACCUGGGAUGAUCCCAGGCUUAGGAUUCCCGUGCACAUGAGGAGGAGACCUUCACUAGACCCAUCUGACCUCGGCCCACUGCCUCCCGGCUGGGAGGAGAGGGUCCACACUGAUGGGAGAGUAUUCUACAUAGAUCACAACACCAGGACCACACAAUGGGAUGAUCCCAGAUUACAGAAUUCAGCUAUAACUGGACCAGCAGUGCCUUAUUCCAGAGACUAUAAACAGAAGUAUGACUACUUCCGGAAGAAGCUGAAGAAACCGGCUGACAUCCCAAACCGCUUUGAGAUGAAGCUGCGGCGAAACGCAGUGUUGGAGGACUCUUACCGGCGCAUCCUGUCAGUGAAGAGGCCAGACCUGCUGAAGGCACGACUGUGGGUGGAGUUUGAGGGAGAAAAAGGUCUGGACUAUGGAGGUGUUGCCAGAGAGUGGUUCUUCCUCAUGUCCAAAGAGAUGUUUAACCCAUACUAUGGACUGUUUGAGUAUUCUGCCACGGACAAUUACACUCUGCAGAUUAAUCCCAACUCAGGUUUAUGUAAUGAGGACCACCUGUCUUACUUCAAGUUCAUUGGUCGUGUUGCAGGCAUGGCGGUGUAUCACGGCAAACUCCUCGAUGCUUUCUUCAUUCGACCUUUCUACAAGAUGAUGCUGCAGAAAUCGAUCCAUCUGCAGGACAUGGAGUCUGUGGACAGUGAAUAUUUUAACUCGCUGAUGUGGAUUUUGGAGAAUGACCCAACAGACUUGGAUUUGAGGUUCACCAUCGAUGAAGAACUGUUUGGGCAGACUCACCAGCACGAACUAAAGCCCGGCGGCACAGAGAUUGUUGUGACGAAUGAAAACAAGAAGGAAUACAUCCAUCUAGUGAUACAAUGGAGGUUUGUGAACAGGAUACAGAAGCAGAUGACUGCCUUCAAGGAGGGAUUCUUUGAAUUGAUACCACAAGAUCUAAUUAAGAUCUUUGAUGAGAAUGAGCUUGAGCUGCUUAUGUGUGGUCUUGGAGAUGUGGAUGUGAAUGACUGGAGAGAGAACACCAAGUACAAGAACGGCUACUGCCCCAACCACGCAGUGAUCCAGUGGUUUUGGAAAACUGUGCUGCUGAUGGAUGCAGAGAAGCGGAUCCGGCUCUUACAGUUUGUAACCGGAACCUCCAGGGUCCCAAUGAAUGGAUUUGCUGAACUUUAUGGGUCUAACGGACCACAGCUGUUCACCAUUGAGCAGUGGGGAACACGUGACAAACUGCCACGAGCCCACACAUGCUUUAAUCGACUGGACCUUCCCCCUUACGAGUCCUUUGAGGAACUGAGGGAGAAACUUCACAUCGCCAUCGAGAAUGCACAAGGCUUCGACGGGGUGGAUUAGUUCUAAAUGAUUCAGAUCAACCAUCGGUUUCAAGUCAAAAAUUGACGGGGUGAACAGAUGAAAAAACUGUGCAUCAGACACAGGUUGUAUAUCCUGCCAGCUGUGUGACAGAUGAAGAAGCGUCACACAGGCUUCACUCUGGUCCUCUGUGGGCACACGUGGAAAAGGACAUGAAAUCUGGAGUGACAGAGGUAUUUAAUCACUCCACGUGUUCUAAAGUUUACAAAUUCAGGGUUUCUUAAGCCUUGUCAUUUGAAUUUUUUACUGUCAGUCACUCAAAAAUGUAUUAACUCUUAUUUGUUUUGCUAAAAUGCUGAAAUAUUUAUUGAUUCUGUGAAAUUUUAACAUUACAGACAUAAAUGUGAAUGCAAAGCUGAAUGACAGACAUCUCUCUUAAACAAAUCCUGUUUGUUUUAUUUGGACUAUGUUGCCUUAAAACUCAGCUUCUUGCUUCAGGUAAAUGUGUGACUUCGUCUUCACAUUAUAAUUAGUGAGAAAUGGGUAUAGUCAUACAUCACCUCUGAAGGAAAUUCAUUCAUUUGUUCCUAUAAUAGUAAUGUAAAAAAGGAAUAUCAUUGUUCAGGCGUGGCAGAUGUAUAAUGUCAUUAGUUUUCCCAUAUAAAAUCUGAAGUGAAGUCUCUUUAAACAACUCCCCCACACUUACUGGCUUUAAAGUGAACAUUUUUCAGAGGUUUGGAAAAGACACUAUAACAUGGUGAUUCCAGAGGGGCCCGUUUUAAGAAGCAAAAGUGAAUUGACAUUUGCAAUUCAACCCAAAUAAAACAGAUGUGAAUGGCUGUUUUUCUAGUUAUCUCAAAUUUCUCAAUGUAAUUAUUUAGCAGAUUUCAUUCCACUGUAUUUAUGCAGGAGAAGCUGAAUAGACCACCUGAAAAGCAUUUGUAGCAGAACAUUUGUAGUUCAUAUACACGUUUGAGCGACUACACUUAAAAACCAAAUGUAAUCCAUUAAUCAUUAUCAUAGUGAUGUACCAAUACAGGACCAGUAAAAGGCUCAACUAAUUAUAGUCUGUAGUCCACAGAUCCAACUAUGUGACUAAAUGCAGUGUUAGAUUGUGCUCAGUUUCUAUGCAUUAUUGUACAUAUUGACUUAAGAAAAUUAACUUGAUCUUGAAGUUUCCCACUUAUUACAAACAUAUAUUGUAUAUAUAAAUAUGUCUUUACCUUUGACAAAAUUUUAACCCAUUUACUGUUUCAACUGUUAAUGACACUCAAAUUGUCAGGAAUAAAACCGUUACUGGUGCUGCUCUGCAUCCUGCAUCUUUCCUUUUCUCUUCAUGUUUAGUUAUUAAUUUCAUGAGUUCAGCAUUGGCUGCAUGGGUAGCAGAUGAAAGGAUAAAUAUGUGAACAUGUUGUCUUUCCUGGGCACGAGAUGAAACACACAUUAUCUGACAAACUGACCUAAUCCUAUAGGUUGUAUACACUUAUGUAUUAUAGAUUGUUGCCUUUUGUCAUUGAGUUAUAUUUUGUGUCCUCUACUCAUCAUGGGUGUCGAACUGCCGCACAGUGCUCUAUUUUUAAGAGUACACCUUUUACUUUUUUCUUUGUUUUUUCAGACUGUACAGAUUAUACUCUCAAAAUGAGUAAUCACUUGUAAUACAUGUAGAAAAGUUGUUCUGCUUAAGCAGAGUUUUCACAGUUAAUUUUCUGAAUGGUAAAACGUGUUUACACUACCUGCCAUGUUUACAGGUUAAUGACUAAGGACGAUGAUAUCAUGGGCUGGUUCUUGUCUCUGAAAACACAAUUUUAUACUUAUGCUUUUAUAAAGUGACGCACUUUGUUCAUAUCGAUGAGUCUUACUUCUGACCUGUCUGAAUCCUCGCAGUCUGUCAGCACACUGCUUCUGUCGCUGUUUAAGAAAUGAUCCUAUGCUUCAAAUGCACGUCUUUAAAUGUUUACAUGUGAACAUUGCUGAAAAUAAGCACAUUCUCUUCUUUCACAUAUAUUUAAAAUGAAAUAUCGAGGCCUUUAUUUGUAAUGUAUGUAGAAUUUGAUUGUGUUUAUGAUAUUCUUUAAAUGGAAGUACUGAUAUAUAUGUACUAUUAUCUACUGAGAAAUAAAUAGAUCAACUCUUGAUUUCUGAUAUAUCAAAUUUUGUUAUUGUAGAAUUUAAUUAUAACACUUGUAAGUGAAUUACAACAAAAAUAUACAUGCAACCUACAGUAUGUACACCGUCAUAAAGAGUGAAGUCAAUUGUAACAAAUCUGAAUUUCAUGUCCUGUAGCACACCAAA